Molecule: messenger RNA, 1366 nt
Organism: Pelagomonas calceolata
Lineage: Eukaryota; Pelagophyceae; Pelagomonadales; Pelagomonadaceae
Source: the annotation of a GenBank genome assembly
AGCAGGCCCUCCGGCGGAGCUAGCUCUAUCUCGCCGCAGCUGUGCAUCUGGAGCCGUGCAGCUACGGUUCGGACACAUUCCGACACCACCGAGCCAAGCACGUCAACUCCGAUCAGCCAAAACGGCUAGAAAAGCCCGGAGAGCCAUCUCCCUUCUGAGAGCAUAGUUGUGCGCGGCCUGCAGCGGCUACCGGAGGCUGCCAGAGAGCAUACAAGCGAUGCGCCUCAUAGCGCUCCUCGUAACCGGCGCGCGCGCCCUCGCGAAGCCGCCCGCGGUAAUCGGACAGAAACUGCACGACGUCGCGACGCCGGCUUUAUUGCUCGACGCCGACGCCUUCGAGCGCAACUGCGAGACGUUAAAAUCAGCAGUCGCCCUCACCGGCGUGCGCGCGCGACCCCACAUGAAGGCUCAUAAGUCGGGAGCGCUCGCGAAAAGGCAGCUCGAGCUGCUGGACGUGCACGCGGCGGGCGUCUGCGCCCAGACCGUAAGUGAGCUCGAGGCUGCUGUGGACGCGGGCGUCGGUGACGUCUUGCUCACGAAUGAGGUCGUCGGUGCGGAUAAAAUCGAACGCGUCGCGGCGGCCGCAAAAAAAAGCAGUGGUCGAGUUGGCGUGCUGAUCGACGACUUCUGGGCCCAGGCGACCGAUUUAAAUCUCGCGCUGGACGACGAUGUGAUAGUAGAUGCGUACGUCGAGGUCGACGUGGGCCAGCGCCGCUGCGGCGUUUCACCAUCCGAAGCGGCGCCUUUAGCAUUACAAAUCUCACGGUUAAAGAAUCUGAGGUUCGCGGGCUGCCACUGCUACCACGGGCUAUUGCAGCACGUGCCUUCGAAGGCAGAACGACGGGAGGCGGUCGCUGAUGUGGCCGACGCCGUCCGCGAGGUCCGAAAUGCUCUGAGUGCUGCGGGGCUGGCCGAAUUCGUAAUCACGGGCGGCGGCACCGGUACCUUAGCCGCAGAUAGGGACAGCGGUGUGUUCGACGAGGUCCAACCUGGCUCGUUUUGUGUCAUGGACCUCCAGUAUGGUUCAAUAGAGCACGAAAUUGUUUUUGAGAGAGCUCUCGAAGUGUUGACGACGGUCCUCUCGCGGCCAGCACCGAAUCGAUGCGUCGUCGACGCAGGGUCGAAGGCCGUUGACCUCGUCGCCGGGCCGCCAGAUGUGGAGGGUAACAGGCCGUACCGAAGCGGCGGCGACGAGCACGGCAUUUUGGAUCUCGAGGCGGGCGACGAUUUAGCAGUGGGCGCGAAGCUGCGCCUGUACCCGUCGCACUGCGACCCCUGCGUGAAUUUACAUGAUCAUUGGAUCUUGCACCGCGGCGGCGUCGUCGUCGACGUGCUCGCCGUGGACGCGCGGGGGAGCGGGUGCUAA